UUCUGUUCAGUGUUUGACUGAUUAUGUUAUAAUAUCAAAAUGCAUAUUAGUCGAUGUUCAGCAGCUCUGCUUUGUACCUUUGUUUUGUUUCUCUUCAUUAUACAAGGCUUACUCAUAGGUAUGCUGAUGUGGUAUAUAUGUGAUAAUGCAAGUGUUCCGUCUGGUGGCUCAAACAACUCUAAGGUAAUCGAUGAAGAAAGGCCACGCGAGGAUGAACCAAAGAAACCGUGGUCAGAUAUCCGCCUUCCUAAUAAUCUUAUUCCAAAUUCUUACGAUAUCAACUUGAGACCGAUUCUGGAUGAUGCAACAAGCAAUGCUUUGUAUGGAUCAAUGGACGUUACUUACCUCUGCAAAAUCCCAACGAAGUAUACUUUGUUGCAUUCCAAAUAUAUCAAAUUCGACUUAUCAAAAGUAUCGUUGAAGACUGGAAAUUGCGAUGUCGAAAUAACCAACGUGACAUUUUAUGAAUUACAUGAAUAUGUUAUAUUUGAAUCAAAAGAGAAGUGCGAUGGAGGAAAAUAUUACACACUUUCCAUUUUACAAUAUGUCACGUCUCUGUCACAUAAUUUAUGGGGAUUAUAUCGAAGCACUUUCGAAAUGGAAACAGUAGAAACAAGGACAAUACUUUCAAGUCACAUGCAGCCAACUGGUGCAAGAAAAGUAUUUCCUUGUUUUGAUGAACCUGGAUUUAAAGCCAAUUUUACAAUAACAAUAUGGUUUAGACCUGUUGAAAAUCGUCUCGCAAUCUCAAACAUGCCGGCGAAGAAACACACGACUAAAGAAAUUGAUGGCGUGUUAUGGAAUUCAACAACAUUUGAAGAGACUUUCCCGAUGGCUACUUACAUUUUGGCAUUUGCGAUAUGUGAUGAUUACUCAUUUGCGGAAAGCUCCAGCGCAACAGGGAUUAAGGUACGCACCUUCGCACCAAAAGAGUGGAUUGCAAAUGGCACAGCAGAUUACGCCACCAAGACUGCACCAAUUAUAUUAGACCAUUUCCAAGAUUUCUUCGGUGUUGAAUAUCCAUUAACCAAAGCAGAUCAAAUCGUCGUGCCACAACUUGUAUUUGGGGCGAUGGAAAAUUGGGGAUUGGUAAUGUAUAAAAAGAAGUUCCUUUUGGUUGACGACAAUUCGACUAUUCGUGAUAAACUUGAAAGUGUCAAUACUAUUUCACAUGAACUCGUGCACAUGUGGUUUGGCAACUUGGUUACCCCGACGUUUUGGAACGAUAUUUGGUUGAACGAAGGAUUUGCAACAUAUUUUUCAUAUUCUGGGGCAGAAUCUGUUUAUUCAACAUGGAACUCGAAACAAUUAUUUUUCCUGGAAAUUUUUUAUCAAGCAAUGGACGCGGAUGACAUUAACUCGUCACACCCUAUAAUACAUGAAGAAGAAAGACCAGAUUCAAUAUUCGAAAUGUUUGACGCCAUUGUUUACAAAAAAGGUGGGUGUAUGUUACGCAUGAUCAACGCUUUUCUCGGCGAUGAAGUAUUUAUGAAUGGACUUAAAGCGUACUUGAAAGAUCUUUCUUACAACACAACUACGACAGACACACUGUUCAAAUAUUGGGAGAAUGCAAUUAACAAAACAGAAAAUUCGUAUCCGGCAUCCAUAUCAGAAAUGUUGACACCGUGGACUACACAAGCUGGAUAUCCACUUUUGAAUGUUAAAAGGGAAAACGAUGUGUAUUCAAUAACGCAAGAGAGAUUCUUGAGAGAUGAGGAAUCUUCAUACGAUAAGUAUAGAAUGGAAUUAAUAUGA
This is a messenger RNA of Styela clava, 1755 nucleotides long. RefSeq names its product aminopeptidase N-like. Gene Ontology annotation, molecular function: zinc ion binding; peptide binding; metalloaminopeptidase activity. Gene Ontology annotation, cellular component: cytoplasm; membrane. The record is from RefSeq and is a predicted model, not a curated record. Gene Ontology annotation, biological process: proteolysis; peptide catabolic process. NCBI's taxonomy places the organism in Eukaryota, Metazoa, Chordata, Ascidiacea, Stolidobranchia, Styelidae.